AUGGGGAUUCAUACUCUGGUCUACCAGACCCCGCUGCCCGCCUCGCUCCCCCCGGCUGCCCUCGUCCUGGAAUCGCACUGCGGCCGCCGCUUCAACUCCACCGUCUCCGGUCUCUGGCGGCGUUGCCACCGCGCGGGCUUCGAGCCCGAGAGCGAAGAGCUGAUCCGGAAAGGAGUUAUUCAGCGCUGCACAGCUGUGAAGUAUCACUACACCUCAUCUUCCCUGCCACGCAACUUGCCUGUUAAUAUUACUAACACCAUCCGUCAGGAUGAGUGGCAUGCCCUCCAUCUGCGGAGAAUGACAGCUGGCUUCAUUGGUAUGGCCGUCUCCAUCAUCCUCUUUGGGUGGAUCAUUGGCAUGCUGGGCUGCUGUAAACAGCAUGAGCUCAUGCAAUAUGUAGCUGGACUGCUCUUCCUUAUGGGAGGUACAUGUUGUAUCAUCUCCCUCUGCACAUGUGUGGCUGGAAUAAACUUUGAGCUGUCUCGUUACCCCCGCUAUGUCUAUGGGCUGCCAGAGGACAUCAGUCAUGGCUAUGGCUGGUCCAUGUUCUGUGCCUGGGGAGGCCUAGGACUAACGCUUCUGGCUGGAUUCCUAUGCACACUAGCCCCCUCCCUCAAUACCCCUCGGACUGUUGUACAGAAACCCAGACAGGAAAAUGGUGCCGUGUGAUAACUACAGAAAGAAGAGCACAAGAGACUCUAGCAAGCACAGUCCAGCUCCAGCAGUAGGGUGCUGCCAACACAGC
Molecule: messenger RNA, 745 nt
Organism: Gekko japonicus
Lineage: Eukaryota; Metazoa; Chordata; Lepidosauria; Squamata; Gekkonidae
Product: transmembrane protein 178B-like
Exons: 5
Coding region: 1-669 (222 amino acids)
Cellular component (GO): membrane
Source: RefSeq, a predicted model, not a curated record